AGUUGUGUUUCUGCAAGGGAAAGUACCGCAGACUCUGAAAGUUACUUUAUGAAAUUGGGUAGGGCCACUCAGGGAUGAACUCUAAAUGGAAACUGCGGCGAAAUCGGUCCUGGGCGUAAAGCAGCUGGUGGCGAGCGGAAGACGACAUUCUCUGUUCCGGAACGAAGGCCUAGCACACAGGCUGUUUCUGGGAGGCCCGUAGUCGUUGCACCACCGUGCCCCGCCCCUCGCGCAGCCACGUCUCCGCUGGAGCAGUCGGGCUGGGCGGCUGCCGCGGCUUCCGCAGCGUUAGGGUAUUAUGAUAUUAGUUGGCUGGACAUCAAGCUGCCUGUGAAUCUUUAAUUCUUACCUUGAAAAUGGAAAACAUGGUGGGGCCCUCUUUGGGAACUCUUGGCUGUUGCUGAUGGCAGAAACCGAGCUCAUCUGCAGUUCAUGCACACUUUGGUGUUGACCCAGCCUGGGUUGUUCUGACCAUGGACGGUGCAGCAACUGAGCAGGAUGGCCUCUUGGAGGAUGGACCCAGCAGUGGUGCUUCAGCGCUCCCUGAGGCACCCCUAGAGCCCCAGAGCUCACUGGCACUGCCUAAUAUGUGGGACAAGGCCCAAUGUACCAGUGUUGAGGCCAACGGAGCUUCCAAGGAAGGGGAAAGCCCACGUGAACCUGGCCAGGGAGGCCUCUGUCAGAAUGGGCCAACAUUGGAGCUCCCAGACCCAUCACUGUCUCUCGAUCCCACCACAAACCCAGUGGGUCCAGAUGCCUCUCCAGGUGUGGCUGAUUUCCAUGACAACCUAAGGAAGUCUCAGGGACCUAGUGCUGAGGGCAGUGUUAGAAAAGAAGCUUUGCAGUCUCUCAGACUCAGUCUUCCUAUGCAAGAAACGCAACUGUGCUCUACAGAGUCUCCACUGCCCCUGGAAAAGGAGGAGCAGGUCCGACUUCAGGCUCAAAAGCAGCUGGAAGAGCAGCUCAAGCAGUACAGAGUGAAGCGUCAGCAGGAGCGGUCCGGUCAACCUUCAACAAAAACAAGACUUUUUAGCACACUUGAUCCUGAACUCAUGCUAAACCCAGAACACUUACCAAGGGCCAGUACUGUGGCUAUGACAAAAGAAUAUUCCUUUCUGCGCACCAGUGUCCCUCGGGGGCCUAAGGUGGGCAGCUUAGGGCUCUUGGCACAUCCUAAGGAGAAAAAAAGUUCAAAAUCAAGCAAAAUUCGAUCUCUGGCUGAUUACAAAACUGAAGGCUCAGAUGUCGGAAGUGCUGGUAGAAAUAUUUCAGCUACCGACUCUCGCAUGGGUUCCCUGAAGCAGAGUAGAAGCAGUGCAUCAGUUGUGUCUGAAAUCAGCCUGUCUCCUGAGACCGAUGACCGUCUGGAGAAUGCUUCAUUAACUGGAGACAGCGUGUCCGAGGCUGAUGGAAAUGAGAGUGACAGUUCAUCACACAGCAGUGUCUCUACUCGUGGGACAUAUGGUGUUCUGGUGAACACAAUUGGCAUACAGGAAACUUCCUAUGUGGUAAAUGGCCAGGAGAUUGCCGUGGGUGCUUUGGGCCAGUACCCCUCCAUUAAGGAUGUCCUCCAGGCCGCAGCAGCUGAGCACCAAGAUCAAAAGAGAGAAAUCAAUGGGGACAUGCAGAGUCGGAGAAACAGCAUCUGCAGCAGUGUUUCUGUGGAAGGCUCUGCUGCCGAGACUCAGGAUGAAAUAUUGCAGGUUCUCAAAGAAAAAAUGAGACUCGAAGGACAGCUGGAAGCUUUAUCAUUAGAGGCUAGUCAGGCACUUAAGGAAAAGGCGGAGCUGCAGGCACAGCUGGCGGCCCUCAGCACCAGACUGCAGGUACAGGUGGAGCACAGCCAGACCAGCCAGCAGCGGCAGGAUUCCCUCAGCCUGGAGGUGGAUACCUUGAAGCAGUCCUGCUGGGAUCUGGAGCAGGCUAUGACCGACCUGCAGAAUAUGCUGGAAUCCAAAAAUGCCAGCCUGGCAUCCUCCAAUAGUGACCUGAAGGUGGCAGAGGAACAGUACCAGAGGCUUGUGGCAAAAGUAGAAGACAUGCAAAAGAGCAUCCUCAGUAAGGACAACACAGUGCAUGAUCUUCGACAGCAGAUGAUAGCCUUGCAAAGCCAGCUGCAGCAGGUGCAACUGGAACGUGCGACACUGACCAGCAAGCUGAAGGCUUCACAGGCAGAAAUCUCAUCCCUGCAGAAUGUCCGGCAGUGGUACCAGCAGCAGCUUGCCCUAGCACAGGAGGCCCGAGUCAGGCUGCAGGGUGAGAUGGCCCACAUCCAGGUUGGACAGAUGACCCAGGCAGGCCUCCUGGAGCACCUAAAACUUGAGAAUGUGUCUCUAAACCAUCAGCUGACAGAAACACAACACAGGUCCAUCAAAGAGAAGGAGCGCAUAGCUGUCCAGCUUCAGAGCAUCGAGGCUGAUAUGUUGGAUCAAGAAGCAGCCUUUGUGCAGAUCCAAGAGGCGAAGACGAUGGUAGAGGAAGACCUCCAGAGGAGACUGGAGGAGUUCGAAGAUGAGAGGCAACGGCUACAGAGGGUAGCAGCCUCAGCAGUAUCCUUGGAGCAACAGUUAGAGCAGGUUAAGCUGACUUUGCACCAGCGAGACCAGCAGCUGGAGGCUUUGCAGCAGGAACACCUGGGCCUGCUGAAGCAGCUCACCUCAACACAGGAAGUGCUGCGGACCAGGGAGCAGGCCCUCGAUGGCCUGCAGACACACUUCGAUGAGCUGCAGGCCAGGCUGGGGGAGCUGCAGGGGGAAGCAGCCUCCAAAGAGGACACAAUCCGCUUCCUGCAGAAUGAGAAGAUUGUCCUGGAGGUGGCUCUGCAGGCGGCUAAGAGCAGCAAGGAGGAAUGUGACAGAGAAGCAAGACGCUUAGAAGAAGGUACUGAGGAAACAUCUGGAAUUUUAGAGCAGUUGAGAGAAGAAUUAGCCAUCAAGUCCAGCCAGGUGGAGCACCUGCAGCAGGAGACUGCCACUCUGAGAAAGCAGAUGCAAAAAGUAAAGGAACAGUUUAUUCAACAAAAGGUGAUGGUGGAGGCCUACCGGCGGGAUGCCACCUCUAGAGACCAGCUUGUCAGCGAGCUGAAAGCCACAAAGAAGGGGCUGGACACGGAGGUGAAGGGGCUGAGGCAAGAGCUGCUGAAGCUUCAUGGAGAGAAGAGAGCCGCAGAGUUGGAGCACUCGCGCCUGCAGAAGGAGGCAUCCCAGGCCCAGCAGCAGGCGAUGGAUCUUGAAGGGCAUCUCCAGUCAGUGCAGAAGGAGCGGGAGGAGAUGGAGGCGCAGCUGCAGUCUUUGCAGUUCAACAAGGGGCAGGUGGUUGCCCUCAUGGAGGCGAAUGAGGUGCUCAAGAAACAAAUUGAAGAGCUGCAGCAGGAGGCCAGGAAGUCCAUCACAGAUCAGAAGCAGAAGAUGAAGCAACUUGGCUCAGAUCUCACCAGUGCCCAGAAAGAGAUGAAGACCAAGCACAAGGCCUAUGAGAACGCUGUGAGCAUCCUCAGCCGCCGCUUGCAGGAGGCCCUCACUGCCAAGGAGGCUGCUGAUGCAGAGCUGAGCCAGCUCAGAGCCCAGGGCACCACCAGUGGUGGCAGCGACCUUGCUCUACAUGAAAGGAUCCAGGCCCUGGAGGUGGAGCUUCAGAGUGUCAGCCAUAGCAAGGUGCUGCUGGAGAAGGAGCUGCAGGAGGUCAUUGCGGCAACUGGCCAGGAACUGGAGGAAGCCCAGGAGAAGGUGCUGGAGCUAGAGGACGAGCUCCAGGAAUCCAGAGGCUUCAGGAGGAGGGUCAAGCACCUGGAAGAGUCCAAUGAGAAGUUGGCUCUCGAACUGGAACAUGAGAAAGGGAAGCUUAUGGGCCUUGGGCAGUCCAACGCGGCUCUGCGGGAGCAUAACAGCAUCUUAGAAAGAGCUCUGGCCAAGAGGGAGGCAGACCUGGUCCAGUUCAAUCUGCAGGUCCAGGCAGUUUUGCAGCGCAAAGAAAAGGAGGAUCGCCAGAUGAAGCAGCUUGUGCACGUCUUGCAAGCCUCACUAGAGAAAGAAAAGGUGAAAGUCAACAGCCUCAAGGAGCAGGUGACUGCUACCAGGGUAGAAGCUAGUCAUAACCGCCGCCACUUCAAGGCAGCUACCUUGGAGCUAAGUGAGGUGAAGAAUGAGUUGCAGGCUAAGGAGCACAUGGUGCAGAAACUGCAGGCUGAGGCCGACAGCCUCCGGUUUCAGGAGGGGAGACAUUCCCAGGAAGUCGCACAAUUCCAAGUGGAGCUGGCUGAGGCCCGGGCGCAGCUGCAGCUCCUGCAGAAGCAGCUGGAUGAGCAACUGAGCACACAGCCCCUGGGAAAUCAAGAGGUGGAAAAUCUCAAAUGGGAUGUGGAUCAAAGAGAGAGAGAAAUCCAGUCCUUGAAGCAACAAUUGGACUUGACGGGACAGCAGGGCCGGAAGGAGCUGGAAGGAACACAGCAGAUGUUGCAGAGUCUCAAGUCUGAGUUAGAGAUGGCACAGGAAGAUCUGACCAUGACCCAGAAGGAUAAAUUUAUGCUUCAAGCCAAAGUGUCAGAACUGAAGAACAACAUGAAGACUCUGCUUCAGCAGAACCAGCAGCUUAAGCUGGACCUCCGCCGUGGUGCAGCCAGGACGAGAAAGGAGCUGAAAAGCGAGGCUAGCCCUUCCAGCCCUGCCACACCCAUCAAGAUCCCUGACUGCCCUGUCCCUGCCUCGCUGCUGGAGGAGCUGCUACGACCACCACCUGCCGUGAGCAAGGAGCCCCUCAAGAACCUCAACACCUGUCUCCAGCAGCUCAAGCAGGAAAUGGACAGUCUGCAGCGCCAAAUGGAGCAGCAUACCAUCACCGUGCAUGAGUCCCUGUCCUCCUGGACCCAGGGAGAAGGCCACCUCUUAGAUCCAGCCACUGCUGGCCCUACCAUUCUAGGGGACCAUGCCAACCCCAGGGGUGACAAUGCAGAAACACAGUCAGAAUAGGGCUUCCAAAGAAGGACCAGGGCAGUGACUGCUGCAGCUUCACCUCCAAGUGUGUACCUGUGUGAAGGAAUAUUCUUUUACCAAUGUUAUUUAUUUGAUUCUGUGUUCUAUGUUUUUCUAAGAAAUGAAAUUUAAGUUUUGCUUUUGCCUUUAACAAGGAGUAAAAUAACAGAAUGAGAGCCAAGGAUUAGAGAAAUAGUCAUUUGAAGAUCACAAUUAACUUUUCCUGUGAAACAACCAAAUCUUAGAAACCUAGUUCAGAUCUUGGUAAGGAAAUUUUGAUUGUCUCUGAAGGGUUAUUUGCAGAAGCCGGCAUCUUCUAAGUGACAGCAGCCAGUUACUGGUAGAAACUGCAAGACAAAGUCUGUGGCACCAGCACUGGACACAGUGGGGUGUAGCUCACAGUCCUGCUCCAUUCAGUAGAGCUUUACUUUCCCACAGAAACGAAAUUUUAUUUAAAUUUUAUUUGCACUUUUGGCUUUUUAUUUUAUUUUUCAAUAACCAUCCCACCAUAGGAUAUGUACAUACAUACUGAAAAUUGUAAUCUAAUCUCUAAGAAGUAUAUGCUCACAUAUUUAAAAAUGAUCUAUUUGUCUUUUUAUUGAUUGCCAUUUGAAAAUUUGCUGUAAGGAGAUGAUGUUCACGUAGGAUUUAGCGAUGUCAGUCAGAAAAUUUUAUAUUAAGAAAUGUAAUUAUUUACCUUCUGAAACCAAAUAUUCUUACACAAAAAGGGUUCUUUGUUGCUUUGUUUUACUUUAUUUCUAGAGGGUCUUUCCUUUCAGGCCUGAUGGCUAUCAAGAGGCACAGGGACACUGAGGUCUCCAUGUGCUGACCUGACGUUUGGGACAUGCAAGGAGAGGCCAGAGUGGAAGAGAAGGCAGAAGAGGAAGGGAAAGUAGGCCAGGGGCUGCCUGCAGGGUUUUCUUUGGUUUCCACUUUGAACCUAAACAAUUUACAGCGUGUAGGGCAGCCUAACAAGCCAUUCUCCAAGGCUCAUGCUUUUGUGCCCCAGUGAAAUCUUCCCCAGGGCCUGUGCGAAUGCUUUUAUGGUGUCAUCAAAUCCUCAGUCCUCUGUGGUUACAGUGGCAUCACUGGAGCACGGAGGCAAUUUCCAGAAGAGCCAGGCCAGCAGCACCCCAAGGAAGGCGACUGUGCUCCCUGGAAGUGCCUCGUAGACAGGUGUGUGAGAUUCGCGUUUCUCACCUAAAAUACUGAAAUACCGCAGGCACUGAUUGACUAGUUUACUAAGGAAAUCUGAAAUAAUAUUUAUUUUCAUAUGUUAGGGGGAGACCAAGAAAGAGACACAGGGUCCACAUGGCCCCUCUGAGUGUCACUGGCCACUCCAGAUGUGCCACGUCUGCUCUGUGGAGAAGCAGUUUGUGUUCUCUUGUAAUAUACUAUUAGAAAGUUAAUGGACAAGGUUACGGUGACAUUAACCACAAAGAUGUUUAGGGUUUUAAAAAUAUUCCAUAGCAAGUGUUUGAACUUCUAAAAUAUGUAUAUCAUUUGUACAGGGUUAAUUUUGAAAUAAUACUUGAAAAUUUCAUUAUAAAUGUCUCUAGCUUUUUAAGUUAGAAAUUGUUUUUGACUAAAUUGUUUUGUACCAUUAGGAAAAGAAACGCUAACAUAUAUUCUUAUUUAUUUUGGCUGUAUUAUCCUUUGUCUUAAUUUUAAAACGAAGAAAUAACACCUCAGACUUAUUCUGUGGCAGAGCUGCUUUCUCUUUGCAUAUAAAAAGUCUUCAUGGGGGUGAUGUUCAUGGUGUAGUUUUUUUCUCUUGGAUAAACUAAUUUUGAAUAUAUUAAUCAAGUGAAAGCAGAUCUCUAUUCCUCAGGCCUUUUUCUCCGUUUAGCUGUCCUGCAUGUGCACACACCUGUGUACAUGUAUACUUUUGUGUGUACACGUGCAUGUAUGUGUGCCUGAAAGUGUGUGUGUGUGCAUGCCCUGAGAAUUGGCACCUCUCUUGGUUUUCUGUGUCUCCCUGGGCCAGUUUGUCACUGGGGUCCAGAAGGUACCUGUCUCUGUUCCCCAUCUGCAGUGUGAGCCUCUGUUUGCUCCUGCAUUUUUGCACAUGGUCUGGGGCUCUGGGGCUGAGGCUUCUUGUGUUCAAGCUAACACUGCCUUUGGGCCUCCUUAAGUAGUUACCUUAAAGAGGGAGUUGGAUUUUUAAAUUACCUACUUUUUUGUCUCUAAGGGGUUCUCCUGGUUCUCCUACCUCUCAGAGGUAGAUUCUUCAGUGAAUGAAGUUUGAAUUAUUCUUGUGGAAUAUACUCAUGGAACAUACAAGUCAAGUCUGGAGCAUUACUUUGUAAAACAGGGUCACCACUGUGUUGUGUCUGUGCGUGUGACCCAUCCCCACACUGUCAUGUCCCACUGCAGGGAAUUUUGGCUUGGGCACUUCAUGUCAUUAUCUGUUUUUUUUUUUUUAAUCUAUUUUUCUUAUGUUCCAAAAAAAGUUAUUGCGUGUGAUUUUCAUUGAUUUUUCCAUGGUGCAUGUCAGAUGCCACGGACCUUAUCAACUUAUAAACCUUCAUUUUACUUUUUGGAGUAUGUUAUCACACAAUGUUUUUGAUAGGAUAUGAAUCUGAAUCCCCUCAGCCUGGCCUAGGAAUGGUACCUGCCAAGACAGGCCUUGAAGGUGCACUGCAUCAGAAAGUUUGCAAUAAAUUUAUCCUCAGUUUGAAAUCUUACUUUACUUGGUAUAAGGACACUGCAAAAGCUGUGGGCUUGCACAGUCCAUGAGGUAUAUUCCUAAUUCCAAGAAUACGUGGUUUUUUUGUUUUGUUUUGUUUUGCAGUUUUUGUCUGGGGCCAGGUUUGAACCCACCACCUCUGGUAUAUGGGGCUGGUGCCCUACUCCUUUGAGCCACAGGUGCCACCCAAAGAAUAUGUUUUUUAACAGAAAUUAAAUGUCACGUGUAAAGAUUCUACGAGUGAAAGGGACCAGCAUACAUUUCACGUUUUAAGAAUGAAAGAGAAAUGGAGCCUUCCUUUCAAGGACUCCCUCAUGUUACAAACAAUGCUGUGAUAUGAGACAUUCUGAGUCUUACUAACAAGUGAAUCUCAUUAUGUGGUGGUCUCAGGUUAUAAUAGGAUCCUUGAGGGUAAUGUGAGAAGGUCUAGAAAAUUCAAUGGUUUUUUAGGUUACUUAUUUCUAUUAAAAAUUUCCUCACAAAAGAAUCCUCAAGUUGUGGCAUUCAGGGGAAAGGUGUGACCAUGUAUAACAAAUUGUAACUUUAAAAAGCAUGUUGAUUUUUUUUUUAUAUGAACUUAAGUGUGCUUGGGAAUUCCUUAAAUUUUGUGCAAUAAACUAUUUUUUGUAAAG
This is a messenger RNA of Nycticebus coucang (slow loris), 8288 nucleotides long. RefSeq names its product golgin A3 (gene GOLGA3). The transcript has 24 exons. Lineage: Eukaryota; Metazoa; Chordata; Mammalia; Primates; Lorisidae. The record is from RefSeq and is a predicted model, not a curated record. Bases 474 to 4964 code for a protein of 1496 amino acids.